AUGGACGCCGACAAGAUCCCCGACUUCCUAGCGGACCAGCGAGACCAAGCUCCCAGCGAAGCCCAAGCUCUCUUCCUUGACUUUGAAGAUUACUGGGAGCGCAAACUCUGGCAUCAACUCACAAACUCGCUUGUCGAAUUCUUCCGAACACCCGCCAGCGCCCCUCAACGAUUACCCAUCUUCAAAUCGUUCAUACUCAGCUUUGCGGAUCGAAUUAAUCAGUUGAACUUUGUUACGUUGGGGUUGUUGGCUUCAACGCAAUGUCGUGACGACCAAGAGAGACUUUCUUUCCUUACAUCACUAGCCGAUCGAGUGGAUAAGCCCGACUCACAGGAUGCAUACGUUUAUGCUGUUGCUGAUGUUGCGGGUGUGAAGCUGCGACUACAAGACUAUGAAGGAUCACGAAAGGAUUUAGAUAAGAGUCAGAAGAUCUUGGACACAUUUGAUUCGGUAGAGACUGUUGUCCACGCGGCAUUCUACAAAGUCAAUGCAGACUACUACCAUGCCAAACAAGAAUUCGCAUCUUACUACAAGAAUGCCCUCCUCUACCUAGCCUGCGUUGACCUCGACGACCUCUCGCAAGAAGAACGCAUCUCUCGCGCCUACGACCUCAGUGUCGCCGCCCUCGUCUCGGACUCAAUCUACAACUUCGGCGAACUCCUCCUCCACCCCAUCCUCGACUCCCUCACCGAGACACCACAUGCCUGGCUCCGCGACCUCCUCUUCGCCUUCAACCGCGGCGACCUAACCGCCUACGACGUACUCGCAGGCAACAUCAGCAAAAACAAACUCCUCGAAUCCCACCGCCAAUUCCUGUACAUCAAAAUCUCCCUCUCUGCGCUCACCGAAGCGGUAUUCCGUCGUCCACCACACGACCGCACAAUGACAUUCUCCACCAUCUCGGCAGAGACAAAAGUGCAACCAGACGAGAUUGAGCAUUUGAUUAUGAAGGCGUUGUCGUUGGGCUUGAUUAAAGGGUCAAUUGAUCAGGUUGCACAGAUUGCGCGAAUCAAUUGGGUCCAACCUAAAGUGUUGGAUAUGAAGCAGAUUGAGGGCAUGAGGAAUCGGUUGAAGGAGUGGGAUACGGGGGUGAACCAGUUGGGCCACUGGAUUGAGGGUGUUGGAAGGGAUGUUUGGGCUGCUUAA
Talaromyces marneffei is the source of this 1146-nucleotide messenger RNA. RefSeq lists its product as uncharacterized. The record is from RefSeq and is a predicted model, not a curated record. Bases 1 to 1146 code for a protein of 381 amino acids. Gene Ontology annotation, molecular function: structural molecule activity. NCBI's taxonomy places the organism in Eukaryota, Fungi, Ascomycota, Eurotiomycetes, Eurotiales, Trichocomaceae. The transcript is spliced from 3 exons. Gene Ontology annotation, biological process: ubiquitin-dependent protein catabolic process. Gene Ontology annotation, cellular component: proteasome regulatory particle, lid subcomplex; nucleus; cytosol.